AUGGAUAUAGUGAACGACAGCCUCUUUGACAUCAACACCAACGACUCAGACCUGCUGUGCAAGCUCAUCUCUGAAAAGGAUCCUUUUUUCUGCAGGAAUCCCUCUCAGCGUUUUAAAGAUUUAGAUCAGACCGUUCGGAUUCUGCUCUAUUCCCUCAUCUUCCUGCUCAGCGUCGUGGGCAACACCCUGGUCAUCGUCGUGCUGAUCAGAAACAAGCGGAUGAGGACCGUCACCAACAUCUUCCUGCUCUCCUUGGCCGUCAGCGACCUCAUGCUCUGCUUCUUCUGCAUGCCCUUCACCCUCAUCCCCAACCUCCUGCAGGACUUCAUUUUCGGCAGCACCGUCUGCAAAAUCACCAGUUACUUCAUGGGCAUCUCCGUCAGCGUCUCCACCUUCAACCUGGUGGCCAUCUCCUUGGAGAGAUACAGCGCCAUUUGCAAGCCCCUGCAGUCCCGAGUCUGGCAGACGAAAUCGCACGCCCUGAAGGUGAUCGCCUUGACCUGGUGCCUCUCCUUCACCAUCAUGACCCCCUACCCCAUCUACAGCAACCUCGUGCCCCUCCAGAACAGCACUGCGAACAUGUGCCGCUUCCUUUGGCCGAGCAAAACGAUGAAGCAGUCUUGGUACAUUUUCCAGCUGCUCAUCCUCUUCCUCAUCCCGGGGAUCAUCAGGAUGGUAGCAUACGGCCUGAUCUCCUUGGAGCUCUACCGAGGAAUACAAUUCGAUGUCAGCCAGAGAAAGUCUUCACGAGAACGGAAAAGCAGCACCAGCAGCACCAGAGACGAAGACGGGGACGGAUGCUACCUGCAACGAAGCAAGAAGAAGAAGAUGCCACUUCAGCCCCUCCAGGCCAACGCCGGCAGCUGCAAGAUCGACCGUCCGCGCAGCAGCACCUCCGCCGCCAACCUGUUGGCCAAAAAGCUGGUCAUCCGCAUGCUGAUCGUGAUUGUGAUCCUCUUCUUCAUCUGCUGGACUCCCAUCUUCAGCGUCAACACCUGGCGGGCCUUUGACCCCUGGUCUGCCACCCUGUUGCUCACCGGGGCCCCCAUCUCCUUUAUCCACUUGCUCUCCUACACUUCCGCCUGCGUGAACCCCAUCAUCUACUGCUUCAUGAACAAACGCUUCCGCCUGGGCUUCCUGGCGACUUUCGCCUGCUGUGCCAAGCGGAAACUUCCUGUGGCCAGAGCAGAUCUGGCCGAGGAGGAGGAAGGGAAGACCACCGGAGCGUCCCUCUCCAGGUAUUCGUACACACACAUGAACGCGUCCGCACCGCCAUGAACGCGCUCUGCAGAAGAAAUGGAACAUUUUAUUUCCUGUGGCUGUCUUGAAUUGUCUGUGGUUUUGUAUGAAAAUACUCCAGCAAAUGGGGGUGGGGUGGAGAUAUGUAUGUGUGAGUUUGUGUUAGAGAUCAACAAUAUGCCGGUGUGUUACUGCUCUCAUCAGAAAGAGAUUUCCGCUUUGAAUCUCAAAAGAAGAUGGAAAAAUUUCUCUCCGAUAGAAAAGGUCAAUAUUUUUUUUAACCCCAGAGCUUCAAACACCCACUUCCAGUAACUCAGAGCAAUGAGUGGCAUUUUCCCUGAGGUAGAUUGGCUCACGUUUCCCAGUCCAAAAAUUUAUCUUUCUAGUGCGCUCCACAUAAUGACGUUCUUUCGAGACUAGUCUGCGAGUCCAACUUUGUAUUGUCGCAUUCCACAGCAAAAUAUUGAUGUACGAUGAAAUCCAAAAUCUUUUGACUUUUUCCCCCCUCCGGUUUUCUUUUGCCUUCAGCCUUCAAUGCCUUGAAAAUGACCUGCGUGGUGGCUAAUGACAGAGAGAGCGGUGAUGUUCCUCAGGAAUAUAAUAACAGUUUGGAGCAGCAUCACAUUUUAUUUUCUUGUGUAGGGAGUGAACAAUAGACACAAAUUGAGCCAACAGGCUUCAAGAGCCGAUGUGUCAUUUUCCUGUCGCCAGGCAGUUCCCAAUAGCAUUGUGAUUUGUGACAGUUUCAUAUAAUAAAGAGUCAAGAGAUUA
Heteronotia binoei (common prickly gecko) is the source of this 2010-nucleotide messenger RNA. It is a transcript of the gene CCKAR, whose product is annotated as cholecystokinin A receptor. Gene Ontology annotation, biological process: neuropeptide signaling pathway. The record is from RefSeq and is a predicted model, not a curated record. Gene Ontology annotation, cellular component: membrane. The coding region runs from base 1 to 1278 and encodes 425 amino acids. Gene Ontology annotation, molecular function: gastrin receptor activity; neuropeptide receptor activity. NCBI's taxonomy places the organism in Eukaryota, Metazoa, Chordata, Lepidosauria, Squamata, Gekkonidae. The transcript is spliced from 5 exons.